Lottia gigantea (owl limpet) is the source of this 1668-nucleotide messenger RNA. RefSeq lists its product as hypothetical. The transcript is spliced from 12 exons. The record is from RefSeq and is a predicted model, not a curated record. Gene Ontology annotation, biological process: carbohydrate metabolic process; glycosaminoglycan metabolic process; ganglioside catabolic process. NCBI's taxonomy places the organism in Eukaryota, Metazoa, Mollusca, Gastropoda, Lottiidae. Gene Ontology annotation, molecular function: beta-N-acetylhexosaminidase activity. The coding region runs from base 1 to 1668 and encodes 555 amino acids. Gene Ontology annotation, cellular component: membrane.
AUGGCCAGUUCCAGGCAAUAUUUGUCGUUUGUUUUUGUUAUAAUAUUUCUGUGCAUUUCUCAAACAUGUUGUCAUUAUGAGACUAGCCAAGGAAAUUCACCACUUUACAGUCAAACAAAUAGUAAUACAUCAAAAUUGAAAUUGACUUCUCCUACCACAGGAGCUCCAUGGCCAAUGCCACAAAGUUAUAAUGUGAAACCAGAUGUAAAUGUCAUAAAUGUUGGUAACUUUAAAUUCGUCCAUGGCAAAUAUCAGUGUAUGAUUUUAGACGAAGCAUUUAUUCGUUAUUAUAAAUUGAUAUUUAAUCAUAAUGAGAACUUUAGACGGUCUUCAUCUUAUAAAAUAUUGAAAUUUGAGAGUGGUAUAACACAACUAGAAGUCCUUGUCAACACACCUUGUAAGGAUAAUGAAUAUUUUAAACUAGAUACAGAUGAAUCAUAUAAUAUAAAGAUCUCUAAAGAUUCAGCUGUAUUAAAUUCUAAAACUGUAUGGGGAGCAUUAAGAGGUUUAGAAACAUUCAGUCAAAUUAUAUAUCAUGAUAAAUUGGGUCAAUAUGUUGUCAAUACUACAACAAUUUCUGAUCAUCCCCGAUUUCCACAUCGUGGUCUAUUAUUAGAUACUUCUAGACAUUUUGUAUCCAAAAAUAUCUUACUACAAAAUCUGGAUGCCAUGGCUCAGAAUAAAUUUAAUGUGUUUCACUGGCACAUAGUUGAUGAUCCUUCCUUUCCUUAUGAAAGCAUAAUGUUUCCUGAACUCUCUCAAAAGGGUGCCUAUGAUCCUGAAACUCAUGUUUAUACUCAAUCUGAUAUACAAGAAAUUAUAGAAUAUGCCAGAUUACGUGGUAUUAGAGUUGUUCCUGAAUUUGACACACCAGGUCAUACCCAAUCAUGGGGUAAGGCACAAACUGAUUUAUUAACUAAAUGUUAUACUAAAGGUCAACCUAAUGGUCAGUUUGGUCCAAUAGACCCAGUAAAUAAUGCUACCUAUACAUUCCUACAGAAAUUUUUCAGUGAAAUAGCUAAUGUCUUUCCUGAUCAAUAUAUACAUCUUGGUGGAGAUGAAGUUAGUUUUAAUUGUUGGGCUAGUAAUCCAGCUGUAAAGGAAUUUAUAAAGAAAAUGGGAUUUUUUUUCUAUGGUCAAGUAGAAGAGUACUAUAUGCAGAAAUUAUUAGAUAUAGUUGGAAGAUUAGGUAAAGGAUAUCAGAUAUGGCAGGAAGUUAUUGAUAAUGGAGCUAAGGUGCGUCCUGAUACUGUUGUUGAAGUAUGGAAGUCAGGAUGGGAAAAGGAAAUGGAUAAAGUAACUAAAAUGGGAUAUAAAACAUUAUUAGCUUCUUGUUGGUAUUUAGAUAUGAUAAAAUUAGGAGAUUGGCAGUCGUUUUAUGUUUGUGAUCCAUUUAAUUUUCCAGGAAAUGCUAGUCAGAAGAAAUUAAUACAGGGAGGUGAAGCAUGUUUAUGGGGAGAAUUCGUUGAUGAUACUAAUCUUAUGUCUAGAUUAUGGCCACGUGCAUCAGCUGUAGGAGAAAGACUAUGGAGUAACCAGACUGUUAGUAUUCCAUUUGUAGCUCAACCUAGAUUAGAGGAACAUAGAUGUCGUAUGGUUGGACGUGGUUUUCCAGCUGAACCAGCAACAGGACCUGGAUUUUGUAAAGAAGAAUACAUUCAUUCUUGA